AUGUCAAGUGAAAACCUACCACCAGAUGUUAUUAAAAGAAUUCUAAAGGAAUUGAAAGAACUCAAUUCAAAUCCGCUAGAGGGUAUCACCUUAUUACCCCUAGAAGAAGAUAUUUCAAAUAUUGAUGCUUUAAUUGUUGGUCCAAAUGGUACACCAUAUGAAGGAGGACAUUUCAAGGCCAGAUUGAUUUUAAGUUCUGAAUUUCCAGGCGUGCCACCCAAAGCCAAUUUCCUCACAAAGAUAUUCCAUCCCAAUGUCUCAAAGAAAGGUGAGAUCUGUGUCAAUACACUAAAGAAAGAUUGGUCAUCAGAUCUUGGUAUUAAACAUAUUUUAUUGACUAUUAAAUGUUUGUUGAUUGUUCCAAAUGCGGACUCAGCAUUGAAUGAAGAUGCCUCUAUUUUAUUGUUGGAGAACUACGAUGAUUAUUGUAAGCAUGCCAAGAUGUUCACAUCGAUUCAUGCAAAGGCAACUGUUAUUGCAGGUACAGAAAGCACUGGCAACACCUCUGGUGUCAGCUCCAGCAACGUUCUCACCAGCAACAGCACCAACAUCGAAGCAAACAACAAGAGUGAGAAGGCAUCGACUACUUCCUCAUCCAGCGCAUCUACCACAUCGACAACCAGCAGCACAACCACCACUGCUGCCACCAAAAAGAAAGCAGAACUCGAUACAUCAAAGGCCAAAAAGAGUUUAAAAAGACUUUAA
Heterostelium album PN500 is the source of this 705-nucleotide messenger RNA. It is a transcript of the gene ube2s, whose product is annotated as ubiquitin-conjugating enzyme E2 S. The transcript has 3 exons. The record is from RefSeq and is a predicted model, not a curated record. Bases 1 to 705 code for a protein of 234 amino acids. NCBI's taxonomy places the organism in Eukaryota, Evosea, Eumycetozoa, Acytosteliales, Acytosteliaceae.